Messenger RNA from Brienomyrus brachyistius, 2798 nucleotides. RefSeq names its product coiled-coil domain containing 43 (gene ccdc43). The transcript has 5 exons. Bases 34 to 681 code for a protein of 215 amino acids. The record is from RefSeq and is a predicted model, not a curated record. Lineage: Eukaryota; Metazoa; Chordata; Actinopteri; Osteoglossiformes; Mormyridae.
CUAUAUUUUGUCGCAGGACCCCGAAGGGUAAAGAUGGCUGCCCCCAAGGAACUCGCCGGGGAGUUUGAAACCUGGUUAAAUAGUCGUUUAGAUGAGUUGGAAAUCGACUGUGAUGUUUAUGCAGUUUAUAUUCUUGGUGUUCUUCAGGAGGAAGAGAGUGAUGAUGAAAAAUUAGAUGCUCUUGGAGGUAUUCUGUCCGCGUUUCUGGAUGAAAAUUCGCUGGAGGACGUAUGCAGAGAAAUAAUCAAGCAGUGGACUGACAGCUGCGCUUUAUUAGCUGCCAAAAACUGCCAGACAGAUGGUGAGGUGCAAGCCAUCGCCAACUUGAUUGAAAAACAGGCACAAAUUGUUGUAAAACAGAAAGAGAAGACUGAUGAUGACAAAAAGAGGAAAGAGGCUGUCCUUGCUCAGUAUGCCAAUGUAACAGAUGAUGAUGAUGAAGAUGUUGAAGAAGAUCUGACUGGAGCAGCUUGUACGUUUAACAGUGACAAAUCUCUAUUUAAAAACACCAACGUGGAGGAUGUUCUGUUGAAGAAGAGGCUGCAGAGAGACCAGGCUCGCGUGGACGCGCAGAAGAAGAAGGAACAGGACAAGAUGCAGCGGGAAAAGGACAAGCUUACCAAACAGGAGAGGAAGGAAAAGGAGAAAAAACGCACGCAGAAAGGGGAGCGGAAAAGAUAGAUAUUGCUUUAUUGGACACCCUGUACAAUAUUCCCAUUUUUUCCCCUUGAGAGUUAAAGUUAUAUUAACUAAGAACUAUGUGACGAUUGGAAGAUGACAUUCAUGCAUUUUAAGUCAGUGAAUAUUUCUAUGGACAUUAAGUAGAGCUGAGAGAAUACAUUUUGUAAUUGGAUAUUUCUAAUCUAAAAUGAGUAUAAUGUUCUGCUUUGUUCCUUUUGAAUAUUAAGUCAUUCAUAUUAAAGCCUAUCAAUAAUGGUUGGUUGCUGUAAAUACUGCACAAAUAGAAAUAACUCAUCACAGUGGUUUAAGGUGAAGUAUUAUUAGGCUGUGUGUAUGGCCCAUCACUUACAUAUUGUUCAAGAGUUAAAGUGCACAAAAUCUGUGGUCAGAUUGUAGCUGCCAACCAUUCUUGAAUACUAGUAUACUUUAAUGUCACUGCAGUUAUUCAAUCAGUCACUAACUAGAAUUGGUCCUAAUGAAUAAUAAUCUACGCUGUUACCAUUUCCUAGAUUGCUAUGCUACUCAGAACCACGGUAUCAUCUUGACAUUGUUGAAUUGAUAUUCCAAGAUUUUAUUUGUGUGUUGCUCUUCUGUUACAUGAUCAUUUCGCUCUUUUGAUCAUUUGAUAAUGUAAUUUGAAUAUAUCGUGCUGCUUUCACUCACUGAUGACAAAAUCAAAAGUGAAAGAUUUUAAGAUUUCAAUGCAAAGGUGCUAAAUAUUGAAUUUCAAAAUUGAAUGGCAAUGAAUAACUUGAUCUACUUUAAUUAUUAUACCUUGCUUCUAAUCUGGCUGUCACACAUUCACGCUUGUUCUGAAGUAAGAGGUAGCUAUCUAAGGCUGAUUCAUGACCUCACGAAUGCCGGUGACAUUAGAGCUGACAUUAGGAUGACUAGAUAAUCCCUGUCGGGGAGGUCACUUCAAACUACUGUACUUGGCUAAAUCCUUCUGCUCUUGUGCUUUGACUGGUUUGUUUCCUUGACUGAAAAACUCAUCCAACUGUUUGACAUUAACUUUAGUGACACAUGCAUGAGUAAAGGAGACUGACCAAUCAACUCAGCAAGUUAAAUCCUGGCUUUUUUAAUCGACAUGGUAGUUUACAAACCUGUCCUAACUCAAAGUGUCUUCCCUCACUUGCAUUAUCUAGUCAACCUAGGUAACAUGCUGCAUGUCAGUUGAAUAUUGAAAGGUGUCUAAUGGGUGCUUGAAAGAUCUAUGUGCUCUUUAAUUGCUGAUACAGGCAGGUAAAACCUGCUAAAUAUUUAUAUAAAAUGUAUGUUCUACUUCUCGCUGUUUUACACUAUAUACAGUAGAUUUGGAAUGGCUGGGGUUAUUUUAUUGUAAAGUGAAACAAGAGCCAUCGUGUGCUUAUUUGCAUUUUAGGUGACCUGUCACAGUGAUUUUUUUUUUACAGUAUUGGCUUACUUAAAGCCAGGAGUCAGUUGAACAUAUUUACUGUGACAUAAGAUUGUUACAGGCCUGAACUUCCUAGGCUGCAGUCUGGGUGAAUUCCAAGCUGAAUGCUGCUAUUAGAGACUUUUAUACAUAGCACAUUUUUGCAGACAAUGCCCAAAAAUACAUAUCAUGUAUGCUUUUUACUUAACAUACAGGUUUUCUAGGUGAUGCUAGACCAGUGGUUCUCAAACUGGGUCCUCUAGACCCAAUGCCCUGCUUGUUUUCCUGCUAUCCCUGCCCCACACAUGAGUCCCAGCUGUCCUUCAGUUUCUAAUUCACUGAACACACCUGAUCCAGGUAAUCAGCAGUGUGUAGGGCAGUGGGUCCUGAGGACCGAGUUUGAGAACCACUGUGCUAGACAAAUAUGAAAAAACUUAUACUGAGGAUGGAACAUUUAUAGCGUUUUUCUUCGUUCCGAAUGAAGCAUGUUGUUUAUCAGAAAAAGGACCCCAUAUUCAUUGUAUGAGAGUUAUUACAAUUAAUGAAGUCAUAAGGCAGAGAACUCUUGUAUAUGCUAUAAGAUUGUCACAAAAAAACCUUAAUGUCUGAUCUGCAUUCAAUAACUGAUCUAAAUUAUGAGUAUGACAAUGGCUAGAAUAUUUUAGUAGCCAUAAAAUAAUUUAUAACUGAAUUUUUUAUUUGUGAAUUUUAAAUAAAAUGUUUU